This is a messenger RNA of Cryptotermes secundus, 10927 nucleotides long. RefSeq lists its product as uncharacterized. NCBI's taxonomy places the organism in Eukaryota, Metazoa, Arthropoda, Insecta, Blattodea, Kalotermitidae. The transcript has 10 exons. The coding region runs from base 737 to 9943 and encodes 3068 amino acids. The record is from RefSeq and is a predicted model, not a curated record.
UUAUUGGGCUUUGUUGUGUUGUGCAGUACUGCCACACUUGCUUUAGACAAAUACUGCAUUUUGCGAUGAGGCCAACCAUUUAUAAACACAACAGUUGUGCUUGAGGUCGCAGGGGGUACAUAACUUGUCUACGUAACUGCUUUAUCGUGAUUAGCUGUAAGAACAGAUAUUGCCUUCCUAUGCAACAGUCAAUUACAUGGCAGUAGGGGCGUUCGAUGGGUCGGAGAGGAAGGACCGGUUGGGGGGAGAAAGGAGAAGGACAGCGCGCGCACGCUUUGAUUCUGAUUACGGCAUGUAGCCGCAAGCCGCAUGUUGUCAAUUGUGUGUUGGAGUGUUGAGGAAUAAGGUGUAGUUUGGUAUAUAAGUUCAGUGACGUCAGACGUCGUGACUGUGUCGAAGGAGGAAAACGAAGAGUAAAGUAUACUGUUCUUCCUGGCACGUAUAGAUGUGGAAGGACGUUGUGUAAUGCGUAAAAGAUGGCUGAAACAUACGGUUCUCAGUGCAACACUGAGCUAGCGACACAUCAUCGUCCCUCGUGCUGAGAGCGUUGUGACUUCUUGAACCAGCACUGUCGCACUUGAGCGGAGGAAGGACGCCGAGUUGUCCGAUCUUCGGGGUACUGUGAUCAUGUCUCGGUCAGUCUAGAGCAGACGGAGCUGGGCUGUACUGGCACACACAUGGAGCUAGUCUUUGCUCUGGCAAGGGCCAAAUUUAAGUAAAGAAUUUCGUUACGAAAAUGAGGGGUUCAGCGGUUAUCCACGUUGAAAACAAUCACGAAGGAAUCAUUCCUCACACUUCAGAUGUAAUUGCAUUACUUCCGGUCGCUCAUCAGGCAGCGGCGGAACCUGAAAGUACAUUUCCAAGUUCAGCUCUUGUGCCCCGAACAGCUUCUCCACACCUUUCUCCGAAUUUAGAGGAUACCAGUCAAGAUUCGUUGACAUACGGAUACUUACAUCAGCAGUACAUACGAGCGGGUCAUCACAAGAGCACAAGUGCUGCCAGGUCGCUGAGGAACUUGGCAUGUCGACGAGCGAGGCAGACUGACGUGAAUGGCCACAGGCAUAUGAACUCUGGCUUGGGGCCACAGUUCGGAACAACAGACUUUAUGACUGCAUUCCGCAGAGGAACUGUACAACCACGGGAGCCGACGGUUAUGGUUGAACGCCUUGAAGUAGAAGUACAUAGAAAUGGUCGAAUUGUGCCUACCAGUAAUGGAAGUUAUCAUAUCCUGGACACAUCUGAGCCUGAGAGCUCAUCGGAUCUUUCUGCUCAUUCGAUUUGUGUGGACGAUGAAAUUGUACAUGCAUACUGUCCACUGGACCGUGUGAGUGUUGCAGUGAACAGUGUAGGUAGAGGAAGUGAGCUCAUAGAUGGUGCAAUGGAACGUAUAAGUAGUGCAUGCGAUGCAACCAGUUAUAGUGACGCUGUGAAGGAUUUUGACUGUGUAAGCGAUCUUAAUGGUGCAAACGUUCCUUUGCAGGUUCAGAAAACUACAUCUCGAAGUUAUUCUAUGAAUAACUGUUUAAAUAAGUCUACUCACGAGUCCAAAAGUUUCGAAAGAGAUCUUGACAUUAAUGCGGGUGAUAAUGGUGAUGCCGGUCUGAAAAAUGUUUCUGCAGAUCGCCAGGCCAUUCAGAGAGGUGCUAGAGUGUGCUGGCGACCAGUAUAUGAAGAUAUAAGUGAGCCUGACAGUGAUGUAGAUUCUGUAAAGAAUACUAGGAUUUCGGGGAUGGGAAAAGAUUGUUUGUUUUUUACACAGCAUGUGAACUUUGACUGCAAUAGGCCCAGAAACUCUCUCAGUCGACACAGGCACAGCGACCCAACAGAUGCAACACAACAUAAGGCAAAACCCCUGAACAAAAGACGGUACUCGGACCCUGGGGACUCUGCGAGAAAGAGAAAAGAGAAAGAAGAGAAACAGAAGAAAAGACACAGGAGAUGGUCGUUUAACACAGAGUCAGAUAUGUAUCAAACGGAUCACGGGGAAUCCAUGAAGAAACUCUACCUUAAUAGACUACUUCUUUCGAAGGAUGCGACAAUAAAGUCAUGGAAUAUUUGCAUUGAUAUAGCUCAUGAUGAACACACUACUGAGGAAUUUCAGUUUCCGGAGUUUCCUCUUCCCAGAAACAAAGUAGUAAAAGGAGAGAAGGAAGAAAAGGAGGAGAAAGAGGACGCAACCAUAAUUGAAAGGGACUCAUCAGGCAUAGUAGAUUUUGCCCGUGAAUCAAGUUCGGUUAACAAACAAACAAAGUCUUGGUACUGCUCGGGCUCAGAAAUUAAGCAGGAAAUGAAUGUUGAAGAUGGAGAUAAUGUGGCAGAAGAAUCCCCUGUCUCCGUUCCCGAAGUUAGGACUCCAGUUCCAGGAUCAGCACAUAACAAGUGGAUGGUUAGGUUUCCCUCAGGCAUUCGAAAUGAAUCCGGGGAACAAUAUGAGGUUCCAUCAGGAACUCGUAAGUCACAAUUCAACGAGGCCGGCGUUGGUGGCAAGAGCAGCCCUCGACCUCUUAAAAUAAUGGAACCCUUAGACUAUUCUUCAAAUGACACUUCUGUAGCUACAAGGGUUGAAAGAGACAAACGCGUUGAAGAUGUGCCAUAUAAUUUAGCUAAAAUUAUGAAGAUACAUGGAUGUUCUGCAUGCAUGUAUCAUCAAAACCCAAAUCUUGCAUCCAAACAAAUCAAAGGGCCCAGAGGACUUCCUGAAAAUCUUGAAAGUAAUGAGUGUAGGAAUAUAGAUUCAGAUAUGACAAGACACAGGUCUUCUCCAGAAUGUGCUUCAGGUGAGAAUCCUGACAGCACUCCAAAAAACGACAAGAAAAAUAAUCGGACUGCAGACUCACUUCUUCCUAAAAAUGAAGACGUGAACUCUGCAUCUAGCACGUGUGCCCAAACUGAAAAAGCUGUAUCUCUUAACAAUUUUGACUGUAAUCGAAAUUCUGAAGAACGGGGUUGUCGUUUGCAUAAAGAAGAAUGUUGUAAGUCGCAGAUUUCUAAAGAAGCAUUUUUUAGAAACUUGGGAAGUCAUCCACCGACUGCAUCAUUAAAUACGUCUGCUCAGGAAGAUGUUACUACGGAACAAAGAAUUUCCAAAAGCUCUGCAAACACCAGUAACACAAGGUCACACAGAGAGCCAAUAAACGAUCGCGAAGUAAAGGAGAGCGAAAAUUACGUCAACGAUCUGGACAAAGAACAUUCGAUAUGCAAAAACAACGUAGAGCAGACAGACAGGAAGCAUGGCGCUUGUUCGGAGAUCGAAAGUGCAGCCGAGGAUGUGAAAGAUGGCGGCGAAUCUCGCGAAUCUCGCGAAUCGACCAGUGGAAGGAGGUGCUCAUCACCGCCAAAAAUAGCAAAGAAUAAGAGAAGGAAAGCAAGAUUCGUUAGCACUGAGAGACUGCAACAUAGAUCGAACAAGGAGCCAUCCGGCAACAAUUCCAUAACUCGUAAAAAGUCACGUGGACCCAGAAAGCCGCGUUUCUCUCGUAGAAACUUUCGUCAUGAUAGCAUUCAAAUGUUUAAAGCAUCAACAGCUUUCCCACCCCAUAAUACUCUUGUACCGUGGCGUUACAAGUGUAAUAAGCCAGAAUUUCUUGAUCCCCUUAACAGUGAUUCUAUCAAUCUGCCCUCACCAGUUUUAAAACCUAUUGCCACUGAAACACAAUUUGAUGGCCGUGUUACCAACAUCGAAAUUCAAGACGAUAUUCCAAGCCCUGCAAGUUUGACUAUCGACUUAGAGGAGCAAAAUACGAAUGUAUCGGAAACGUCCAAUUUAGACGAAGAUGAAAGAAGCAGGAGAAAAAGCAACAGUGACGCCAUUGGUGCGGAUGGAGACCCAGUCACUUCUCUCACUCUUGGGAGAAGGAUGUCCUGCGAAGAGGGUUUGCCCGCGCUGGGCGAGAAACUAUCCCAGGCCGCAUCACCAGAGAAUCAGAGCGGAGGCAUAGACAGCGAGUCCAGUGACGAAGGACAGAGCAAAAAGAGACGGAAGAGAGUGAAGAAAAAGAAAUCAGAUGAUACAUCCGUCGUUGUUGACGUAAAGCAGAACGCGCUUACUGCCCAAAUGCAAGAGAAAGGACGCCGCUUAGCGCAGGAACUUCCAGGAUUCAACUGGCUCGAAGAGAAGAUUCGAAACGGAGGCGUGACUACAGUGCUGCCUCGCAAACGUCUCAGUGUUGCACCAUAUUCCAGGAGUAAUGUUGGGUCCGUUGUUGAUACUUCCAACACUGGCAUGACAGAAACCCCUUCAGAAGCCAUCAAAAACAUCCCAAGCCAUGUUCCCAAAAGUGUGUCGGACGCUGCAAGAAGUAGCGUUCUUCCUCCGUCAUCAAGUCCAUCGGAAUAUAGGCAUAGUAAACGAUUGCAAGAAUAUUUGCUAAGACCUCCUAAGAGGGCCAGACAUGUCUCACCAGCAGAAGCUUCUGAACUUGGAAGUCAGAGACAAGAAGUAGUACCUCCAUUGCGACCACCAACACAUCAGCAUGCAGAAGAACCAUCAGUACCACCGGCGUCAGCGCCAGUAUCUUCUCUGCAACGAACGCAGUUCCCUCAGCAGAAAUCACCAAGGCCAGUCCAACCUCCGAGCACAAUACCAGACCGGGAACAUUCACCACACCUGCAUCAUCAGUCUUCUAGGAGGCCUGUUAUUGUCUCAGCAUCAGAGCUUGCUAAAAAUUCAGAUGUCAGCCCAUUGAUUCAACAAUUAACAAGUGGUGGUGAGUUAGAAGUUACUCUUUCAACCCCUCCGACAUCAUCAUCAGCUUCGUCCGACUCUGGCGUCGGCUCGUCAUCUCACAGGACGUCGAGCGAUGCUGAACUGUCUGAAGUAAUGCAUGUUAGUAUUAAACCCGUACAUGCAGCCGUGACUUCUGCUCGAAAGGGACUGCAGUGUACUGAAGAAAGGCCCCGUGAUGCACGUUCAGAACAGUGUACUUCUUUUAGAAGGAUGAGUUACUGUGUGGAACAACUGUCUCAGCCCCUUCAUCCAGAAUCAGGCAGUUUCCUUCCUCGUGAUCCUGCCCCUCCAUAUGUUUACAACAGAGAACUACCAAGAUGGCAUGACGUUUCAGAUUUGCCAGCAAGGAAAGUCGAGGAGAGUACCGGUGGCCAUUCAGAAACACUGCUGUCUGCCCCACCCUAUGGCAAUCCAGAUAAAGCGUACUCAGAUCGCAUUGCCACAAUGGCACGCCAUGCAGCGACAUCAUUCGAUACAGGAUUUGGAAUGGGAGUAGCCAUGUCACAGGAGGCAUGUCAUCGAGUUCCAAGACAUACACAGCAAAGGCCAUUUGACUUGACACAUCAACCAACCAGCUACCAUAGAGAGAACAUGUUAAAAACAUCUGGAUACAUACCUCCUCUUGCUCCCCAGCCAGGAACGUUUGAUUCCAGGUUGCCACAGCAUGGGCUGUUUCAGCCUUCAUACAUGAUCCCACAGCGGCCAGUUAAGCCCCAGGUUGUGAGACCAUCAGCACAGUAUCCAGCUGGAAUGGGACCAUGUCGUCCUUCUCCUACCUACUUGCAAACACUGACAGCAGUGAAUAGCAGCCAGGGCUUAAUGCCGGGAAUUGCACAGUGCAGCAACAGUCUUAUUGCCCCACAGUCAAGGUGCACGUUUUCACCACAUUCACCCAAAACAGAGAUGAAUUCAACCGUAUUAUCAACUAACCAUCAAGUGCCAUCACCCCUCAGCAGCCCUGUACAAGAAAUGGCUCCAGAGGCACCGCAGGUGCUUUCACAAAAUUAUAAUCAUGCACACACUUCUGGUCUUUGGAGUGAAGCACAGGCUUCAGGUCCUGAGAAUCAAACGGACACUUCUGACCCAGGGAAUGAAAGAGAGAGUUUUAAUCAUCAUAAUAAAGCACAGGGUUCUAAUCCUGAAAAUAGAGUAAAGAGUUCUGAUCCUCUAACCAAAGAGAAGAACCCCCCAAAGGAUAUAGAAGAAAUCAGGAAGGCUGCUGUGGCUGCUGCAGAAGAACUGGAAAAAUUGGAGCAGCUGAAACAAACCACCAGAAUGAAUCUGCAGAGACUGAAAUUAGCUGAGGAGCAAGCAAUAGAAGAAUUGGCAAGAAAACAAAAACACACAGAGGAGGCUGUAGAAGUGCAUAAGGCAGGGAAGACUGUUCAACCAAGACCAGCUGUACCAAGUGCCACUGCAGCAGCAACCAUAAAUUCCACACCAAAAUUUCAGGAAAAACUUCCACUAUUUACACAUGAGAGGCAUCAGGUACCUGUUAUACAGGAUAAUCAUCAGUCAGCCCAAAGACCAAGUGAUAAUGCCGAUGAUAAUGGAAGUUCCACACAAGAAUUACAGCUAAAACUUCCAUCAGUCACACAGGAGAAUCAGAAGUCACCAACUGCCAGUGAGAGACAUGAGUCAGGAGCUACAUGUGACAAUCGUCAUUCAGAAGACAUGUAUGAAAAUCAUAAGUUAUGUGUUCCACAGAACAAUUUUCAGUCAGGAGUCACACUUUUGAUUAAACAGUCAGCAGCUGCACAUGAAAGUCAACAAUCAGGAGUUGCAUAUGAAAAUCCUCCAUCAGGAGAUGCACCAGAGGAUCUACAAUCCCCUGUUACACAUGAAAAUCAUCAAUUAGGAGCUUCAAGUAAGACUCAAAAGUCAGCUGAUGUUUGUGAGAAUUGUCAAUCAGGAACUGGCUGCAAGAAUCAGCAAACAUCUGGUGCAUGUGAAACUCACCAGUUAGAAGCUGAAUGUGAGAAUAAAGAGUCAGCACUUGCACACGAGUAUCUUCAAACAGGAUUUACACAUAAGACGGAUCUGAUAAAACAGAAGUCUAGUAUUGCUUCAGAUGGCACUGGAAAUGCAAUACCAAGAUCGAACAAAACGUUUCCAGCUGUUGUGCAGGUGAAUCAGGAGUCUGGAGCUACGUGCAAACCCAAGCCUUUAGAAACCACACGUGAGAAUCAUGAAACACAAGAGAGAGUGAAUAUCUCUUCAGACAGCACUAGAAAUUCUAUAUCAGGAUUGACUGCAGCUCUUUCAGCAGCUGUGCAGGAAAAUGGGCAGUCAGAUGUUGCCCAUGAGAAUAGUCAGACACAGCUGAUACCACAUUCUUCAAGCGCUGAGGGCUCCAUGCCAGAAUUGCAUACAACAAUUCCAAUGGCUGUAAGAGAAAAUAAUUUGGCACAACAUAAGUUGGAUGUUUCUUCAAACAGUAUUGGUAAACCUAUACCAGGAUUGAAUGAAACAUUUCCAGCAGUUGCACACAAGAAUCAACAGUCAGAUGUUGCAUGCAGGAAUCAUAAGACCCAAGAAGAACAGAAUGUUACUUCAGACAGUACUGGAAAUUCUAUACCGGGAUUGAAUGUAACAUUUCCAGCAGCUGCGCUGGUGAAUCAACAGCCAGAACUUGAAAACAAGAAUCAGCAGCCAGAAAUAUCACCCAGGAAUCAUAAGAUGCAACAGAAAGUAGACAUAACUGCUGACAAUGCCGGUAAUUCUGUAUCAGGAGUGAAUGUAACAUUUCCAGCAGUUGUAUUAGUGAAUAAAGAGUCAGGGGUUGAAGGCAAGAAUGGGCAGCCAGGAGUUGCAUGUGAACAUUAUAAGUCAGCAGUUCCAUGUGAGACUCAUCAGUUUGCUCAAAGACCAAGUACCAUUAUAGAUACUACUAGAAAUUCCAUACCAGGAUUGCACAUGACAUAUCCAAAAGUCUCAUAUGAGAAUCAUCAGUCAGAACAAAGGCUGAAUGCCACUGUAGCCACUAUAAAAAAUUCUGUACCAGCAUUGCUCACGUCACAUCGCACAGUAGGGCAUCAGAAUCGGGAACCAAUACAAAGACCAUUGUCUCCACAACCGCCACCUCUGCCAGCUCGUUCUCCACUCCCAGCACCGGUAUCACUUCCUCAACGACCAUCGCCUGUCCAAACGUUACCAAUGUCGCAUCAUAUAACACUUUCCCAGUCACAGUCAGUGCCUUAUCUCCAGACUCACACAGUGGUACUGCAUCCCCAUCAUGUGUCAAUAAAACAGAGCCCACAGCAUUCUCAUACUGUAACAGCUGUUCACCCACCACUUCCACAACUACAUCCUAAACUAUUUUCAGUACCUCUGCCAUCUAUACAUCCACAGUUUUCAUAUAUGCCUCGACCAACAUUAUAUCCUCAGCUGCCACCCAUGCCUCAGGCAGCCCUGCAUUCUCCUUCACUGUCUCAAAUAUCUCCACGUUUUCAGUUGUUACCAAACUCUCAGGCAUCUCCACAUUCUCGGUCAUUACCAGCAUCUCAGGCAUCCCAAUAUUCUCAGUCAUUAAUAAAGCCACAAACAGAUCCACAUAGUCAGUCAUUACCAGUUUCUCAGAUAUUCCCACAUUCUCAGGUUUUACCAUUAUCUCAGGCAUCUAAAAAUUCUCAGUCAUUGCCACUGCCUCAGAUAUCUCCACACUCUCAGUCAUUGCCAAUAUCUCAAGCACUUCCACAUUCUCAUUCCUUACCAGUGUCUCAAACAUCUCCACAUUCUCGAUCGUUACAAUUAUCUCAGACAUCUGCACACCCUCACUUGUCACCAGUGUCUCCAAUUUAUCCGCAUUCUCAAUCAUUACAGCUGUCUCAGACAUCUGCACAUUCUCAACCAGGGUCAGCAUCACAGCCAUUUCAUCAACAAAGAUUAAAAGUGCCUCUGCAUUCACCAUCUGGAACCCAACCAUUUCAGGUAUUAUCAGAGCAGCAGAGGAGUACAGAAAAUAUUCCACAAUCAUCUCCAGUGCAAAAAGAAGCAAUGCCUCCUCCAACUCUGAUACGACAACGUGUACUCCCAAAAUCGGCACAGUUAGUAGGCUCUCACAUACCUGUCUCUACACAUUCUACAAGUAGAUGCACAUCACAUCAAACUGCCUCUGUGCCAACUACUGUCCAUUCACGGCAGUCAGACCCUUACGUGAGUGUAAUUCCACGAGGCAGUGUAUUGGAACAGCCUUCAGUCAUAUCGCAGGAACCUCAUGUAGCCAUUACUUCAUCUUCAGCUUCUCUCAGUUUGCCCAGUAAUACUGUAGAAGAAUGUCCGAUUGACCUGUCCAUCUGUAAACGAAAGUCACUGAGUGAAGACAAAAAGAAAUCACCAUCUUCAGUCACAUCCACAGUUGUGCAACUGGACAUGAAUGAUGAACAGAAUGUUGCUGGUCUGAGUUCCUCAUCUCCCAAGCAUCAUCAAAGAACACAAGAUCAGCCAACAGACAUUCUUAACCCAACUCCAGAGGAGUGUAGUGUUACAAAUCAUUCUGGCUUGUUGCACCGUGACCAAAAGAUAUCACAAUCCCAUGUCUCACAGCAUGUACCAACAGAGAAUUUGAGGCAUCAAGAGCAGAUUCAAGCAUCUGAGACAGGUAAUAAAAGAAAGAUUCCUUCUCAUGUUACAUCAGUUUCAACAGCAAAUCUUGCUACUGAAAAUUAUAGAUUAGGAAUGAAACCUAGCAUUCAUCCAGUGACAGUACCAGGAAGUUCAGAUGGAAAAAAACGUUUUGAAACUCCACAUGAUCAAAACGUGGAUGAUAGUGUUAUGCAUAGACAGCGUGUGCAUGUCUCCACACAUCAUGACACAAUGCAUUAUUCCCACCAUCCAGUGUGCAGUGCACAUGGACCCGUACCACGCAGUGCAUACAUUCCAGUUUAUCAUGAAACAGUGUUUCAUGGUGUUCAACCAGAAGAGCAGCAGAGGGCUCAUAUAGCGGGACUCCACACUGCAAAUGUUGUAGCAUCUGACAGAGACAGAUACUGGUCAGCUGAUAAGCAGAUACCACCUACUGCAACAUUGACUCCAAAUUCAGUUACUGUAGAGGGUGACCACUACCAGCGACAGUCACGCUUAGUGUGUGGACGUUGCUGUGGGACUGCAAGGUUCAUGUGCUCUGCUUGCCAUAACCAAUGGUACUGCAGUUCUUACUGUCAGAUGCGACACUGGAGAUCUCAUUCUCUUAGCUGUCGCCGACCAACUACUGAAUGAAGACAAGUAGUUGCUCAACAAACAACUGCCAUGAUGUCUUUAACUUCUUUUAUAAAAAUAAAACAUAAUAUUAACUUUAAAAAGCCAUAUAUUUGCACAUAUUUCUGUAAUAAAAUGUUGAUUCUGAACAAAAAUUGAAAAAGAACGAUAAAAUUUUAUUUAACUUUAUUCCAAAAGAAUUUUACAAAUUGUGUCACCAUAAAUCACUCUUAAAGGGACUACUAUUAAAAGCGGUUGAGACUGUAUGACCAAACUGUGAUAUUGAGUACCUAAUAUUAAAUAGAAACAUUUUAAACUAGUCUCAGUAUGCCACUUUUAAUAAGAUUUCAACCAAAGUGUUCAUGUAUUAGUAUUAACUGAUUAUCAGUUUAUUUUUGUGUGUCACUUUUCCUUUUUGUUAAUACUGAUAUAAAGUUCAGAAUGUAUUGUUGUAAAUCUUUUUUUUGCAGUAUAUUAGUUAUGUGUGUUUCUUAUGUAGCUUUGUGUGUGCACUGUAGUAGAAGUGCCAUUGUGUUAUUUUAUGUUAUGACUGGAUACUGACAAGUUUUGAAGCGAAUAUAUCAGUAAGAACUGUUUCUGCAGUUAUUUUUUACAUUACAUUUUGGUUAUUUGUGUACAUUCAUAAGAGAAUCUGUAUAUAUUAAGUUCAACUUGCAUUUCUAUUAUAUCUUAGUUCCUACUUUUGUAAUACUGUGAAGUGGAUAGAUUUUUUUUUUAUGUAAAAGACUGAAAGUUAUGUUUGUAGUGUGGAGAGAGAUUCUGGGUCUUUCCCGUUUUAUUGAAAACGGACAUGAAAAAUUAAAAAUAUAGGUGUACUAAACAGUAUGUGGUGGCUGCUUCUGUCAUCAUCAUUUAUAACUCAGUGAUAUACAAUUGAUGUUGCACAGAUAAGUGCAAAAAAGAUAUGGCUCCAAGAUGUAUCUAGUCAUGAGCAUCCCAUUCCUAACGAGAAGUGUAAUAUUUCUCUCCCUCUGUUACCUAUAA